Molecule: messenger RNA, 2428 nt
Organism: Corythoichthys intestinalis (scribbled pipefish)
Lineage: Eukaryota; Metazoa; Chordata; Actinopteri; Syngnathiformes; Syngnathidae
Gene: nsmce2
Product: NSE2 (MMS21) homolog, SMC5-SMC6 complex SUMO ligase
Exons: 6
Coding region: 346-1074 (242 amino acids)
Biological process (GO): double-strand break repair via homologous recombination; protein sumoylation
Cellular component (GO): nucleus; Smc5-Smc6 complex
Molecular function (GO): zinc ion binding; SUMO ligase activity
Source: RefSeq, a predicted model, not a curated record
AGUGGACUUCUUGUUGACACAAGUGUAAACCUGUUUGAAGCGCGGGGGAAACAUAUGCAUUGCGUUUAAAGUAUAUGACUUGCUAAGCGUUUACUUUGAAAAACCAAGGAACCAAAAGUAGAAUAUCCGGGUGGUCAUUUAUUUCGCGGGGCUUUGGUAGUGAAACUGAAAGGUUGAUGAAAACAAGGGGAAAAAAGCAUUUGCCAAGACUUUUUAGCGAUAGACUAAGCUUACAAAAUGGCUUUGGCAUGUAAGCUAGAAGCCGCUGUACCGAGAUUUGCUUAAGUGCUGCUUGAGUAAAGUGAAGUACAGAUACUUUGAAGUACAACACCAAGCGUUUUGAGUAUGUGGCAGAACUGGAGCGGGGUGCGCAGCGGUUUGUCCAGCUUGAGGUCGUGUCAGGCUGGCCUCGUAACGGCAAUGGACUUGGUCACCACCGUGGCCACGGACCUGGUGGAAGAGGUUACAGAGGGGGACCCUGGCACCAGUGAGAUGGAGGCACUCAUGUUGGAAUGUGUCAAGCUGGACCGAGAAAUUGACUGCUUUGUUGACACUGUGCAACAAGUCACAUCUGAGUUUACUGAACAGCAACAAGAGGACUUGUUUGCUAUCUCCUCCAUAGUGAAGGAGCGCUUCACUGAAAGCAUUUCCCAGCUAUCUGACAUAAAUCUGCAAACUCACCAGAAUCUUGUUAGUUUUAAGCAAAGCAUCAGGAGAUCUCGCAACCAGGAUAGCCAAGAGCUGGAGAACAUGGAGGAGCUUGACGUGGAUGUUGCUGUGACACAGACUCAAGUGAUUUUCACAUGCCCUCUCACCCAGGCGGAAAUGGUCAACCCAGUGAAGAAUAAAAAGUGCAACCACCACUAUGAUGAAGAGCCCAUCAGACUCCUCAUUGAAAAAAGACGCCAACUGAACAAGAAGUGUCGCUGCCCUGUGGUGGGUUGUGAAAACCUAGAUUUAAGGGAUUCAGACCUGAUACCCGACCACUCACUGAAGACACAGAUCAUGAACAAGCCAAUGCAAAGCAACGAGACAUUUGAAGCCAUUCAUUUAUCGGAAUCAUUUGUUACAUAAACUAAGAUUCGUUGUUAUUGUCAAUUGUCACCACCAGAAAUGUAGCCAAUUUGGGAGGGAUGUUUGCUUGUUGUGGGAUUAUUGAAAGUUCUGUCUUGUUGAUUUGUAAUAAAAUGUGACAAAUUGUAACAACCUAUACUGUACUGUGCUUUUAAAAUGUUUUGUUUGUCUCAGUAAUAGCCAAAGUAACCACUAGAGGGAGCUAUUUACAGCUCAAUGAGGAAAAGACAGAAUGGCAAAUUUCUUAUGUCACACACCACUCUGGUUCUGACCUCUAAUAGUAACUUUGAAGGCUGUGAGUUCUAUCUGCUGGUUUUUGUAGGUUAGUGAUCACUGAAGACAGAAAUGAGGCUAAUAGGACACACAGAACAUCAUUAAUAAAAGGAGAGUGAUGGUGCUUUAUUGGGCUCUGUCAGGCAGUGACCCAAAUUGUUGAAGAAUUUCUAAACUGAUCUCAUUUUGAGUGUAUGGCACCUAGUAGAGGAAAGUAUGUAGGCACUGUAUUUUUGCACAUUUAUAUGUAAAUAAAAAAAGACUAUAUUCCAGAAUAAAGUGGCAUGCAAGCAAGUUUUACUGUGAGGUACAUGUGGUUAAAGCAUUUCGAACCUCUUAAGGGUCCAAAUAGCAACAAACAAAGGCUGUGUUGAGAUAAAACAAGGUUAAGCUAAUCUUUUAAUAACCUUGCAUUCGGGAUUUCUAAGGGUAUUUAGUCCCCCCCAUGAAUGCUUAACACAGCACAGAAUAUUUCACUAAUUAUGAGAUGUAUUACUGCUGACUCAUAUUUCCUGUGAAUGAACAUUGCCUUCAAUCUCUUCUGCAGAUCUGGUUGCAGGAAGUUUCGCAGCAACUGUUCAGUUUGUGGCUUUUGGGUCACAUACAGAUAUUCUGCAUUUGUUUGCACAGCUGUAUCUGGAUAAUCUGAUACUGUUUAAUUUUACAGACACAUUUCGUACUAAAUUUGAAAGGUUGUACGAACCGUUUGGGAGGCAAGAUAAUGUUUUAGCUUGACUGUGCCCGAGUGCAAAGUUCAAAUGCAAUAUUUUCAGGUAAGAGUGAAUCCAAAGUUGGCUCUGUUUGGCUCCCUUUGAAAACAAGUUCACUUUUUAGAAAAUUUAAAUAUUCCAACUUUAAUGUCUACCAUCAGAGAAGAGCACACAUUGGUCUGUUAAAUUAUUGAAACUAAAUUUCCCUAAAUGUCCUCAAGCACGACUUUUUAUAAUAGUCAAAUGAGCCAAGCAAAACAAUGUGUUUCAGUCCUUCACAAAUUGAUCAUGUUCAUAAAACAUUAAAUUUAUUCAAAUUCAAUGUCCUUGAUAACUGCUGAUAGUAGAUCAAAUGCAUUAAUAAAAAGGGG